AUGUGUCGUCAUUACUGUCUCAUUGCCCUCGUUGCUUCCUGCACCAUUUUCAUGCUACCGGCAUCAGCCGAUGAACGAUGUGUUAUUGUUUCCGGCCAUCUGACGUGCAAGAAGAACCCGGCAGCCGCUAAUUCGGCAGAACUUAAAUUAUACGAUAAGGAUAGCUACUGGAUGUUCAACUGGUUCGAUCCGGACGACCUCAUGGGAUUUUCCAACGCGCAGCAAUUUGGUGAAUUCGACAUAAAAGGCUGUGCUAGGGACGUGGACUGGUUACCGGGAUUGACAAAUCCGCCGGAUCCUUACCUGCAGAUCUUUCAUACCUGUAACGACAAGCAGGGCGAGACGAAGAUCUACAACGGGACACUUAAGUUUUCACCAGAACGGAACUACCUCGGCGAUAUAGUACUGGACAGCUAA
Soboliphyme baturini is the source of this 417-nucleotide messenger RNA. NCBI's taxonomy places the organism in Eukaryota, Metazoa, Nematoda, Enoplea, Dioctophymatida, Soboliphymatidae. The record is from the annotation of a GenBank genome assembly.